Messenger RNA from Daldinia loculata, 1188 nucleotides. RefSeq names its product acyl-CoA N-acyltransferase. NCBI's taxonomy places the organism in Eukaryota, Fungi, Ascomycota, Sordariomycetes, Xylariales, Hypoxylaceae. Gene Ontology annotation, molecular function: glucosamine 6-phosphate N-acetyltransferase activity; monosaccharide binding. The coding region runs from base 327 to 857 and encodes 176 amino acids. The record is from RefSeq and is a predicted model, not a curated record. The transcript is spliced from 3 exons. Gene Ontology annotation, cellular component: Golgi apparatus; endoplasmic reticulum; endoplasmic reticulum-Golgi intermediate compartment. Gene Ontology annotation, biological process: UDP-N-acetylglucosamine biosynthetic process.
GAUAAAUUGAGUGUGCCAAGCUGGAGUGUUUGGGCAACUCUGCCUAUAUACAUGCAACUACCCGGAUAUUUCACGUUUAUAAGAAUACUAUUAUACUAAACAAACCAUCCCCUCAAAUUAUCGGUAUCUAUUACACCCUGGUUCACAUCUACCGUCUCGCUCUCCGAUAGGAAACCCUACACGUUGUAUUUAUAGUUGAGAUUCUAGAUAAAAUUGAAAUUGUAUUCGACGCAUACUCACCUAUAUCUCACCCCCCGCAUCGACUAGUCGACGAGGACACAACAUCAUUCAAACAUAUACUUGCUCUCAAACAGAAAUCAAUCACCAUGGGCAGCACGGAAGCGCUCUUCUCAGCAUCUCUCAUCUCACCAGAGGUUUCUGGUUCCUUCCCCGCAGACUUCACCAUCCGCCCAUUAGAGAAGGGAGACUACGCAAAAGGUUUCCUGGACUGCUUGCGCGUCCUCACAUGGAUGGGCGAAGUCAGCGAGGCCGAGUUCAACGAGCGGUUCGACGAGAUGCUAGAAGCGAAAGGCACGUAUUACUUCACGGUGAUCGAGCACGCGGGCCGGAUCGUCGGGACAGGCGCCUUAGUCGUAGAGAAAAAAUUCAUACACCAGCGCGGCAAGUGCGGACACAUCGAGGAGAUCUCAAUUGCGAAGGAGCACCAGGGUAAAGGGCUCGGGUUGAAGAUGAUCCAGACCCUGGACUCCGUAGCGAUUAAUCUGGGAUGUUAUAAGAAUAUCCUGAACUGUGGCGCAAAGAACGAGCCGUUUUAUAUUAAGUGUGGAUAUAAGAGCUCGGGGAUGGAGAUGUCGCAUUACUUUGAGGAGGAGCGUGAUGAGUAUCAUCGAGGAUAAUGGUAGGAGAGAGGAGAAUAGGGGGGUUCUUAGAUAAGGAGGCGAGUGAAUAGAAGGCAAGAGCCUCUGGGUUUAUUCUGAGUGUUAUCUAGCAAUAUUCGAAGUUAGUUGAGUAUUGCAUGAGCUAGUCGUUUAUUAUACCUAGUGCGGUCGGAAUGCGAACAGGAAGUAAACACUAUGCAGAAGUGGAAUGCUUAUAGAGGUUGUUGCUAAUGGCCUGUAUCAAGAGUUGGAUAUAAUUCUAACAAUCUGGCUUGAUACUACUGAAACCUCUAGGCAACAACUAGGCUCUACUAAGGUAUACUACCUAGGUCGCAAGUCUUGUUGCGGU